Molecule: messenger RNA, 1009 nt
Organism: Euleptes europaea (tarantolino)
Lineage: Eukaryota; Metazoa; Chordata; Lepidosauria; Squamata; Sphaerodactylidae
Gene: CCSAP
Product: centriole, cilia and spindle associated protein
Exons: 3
Coding region: 1-795 (264 amino acids)
Biological process (GO): regulation of mitotic spindle assembly
Cellular component (GO): axoneme; ciliary basal body; cytoskeleton
Molecular function (GO): microtubule binding
Source: RefSeq, a predicted model, not a curated record
AUGGUGCCGUCGCGGGGCGCGAAGAGCGAGUACAUGAAGCGCUACCAGGAGCCCAAGUGGGAGGCGUGCGGCCCCUGCUACCAGGAGCUGCUGCGCUACCGCCUGAGCCGCCGCCUCCUGGAGCAGGCGCACCGGCCCUGGUUCUGGGACGGCUGGGAGCAGGACAGCAACGGCGGCGGCGGCAGCGGAGGGUCCCCCUCGCCGCCGGGCACGUCCAGCCCCCCGGCCGCCCAGCAGCGGGAGGAGGAGGCGCCCGGCCAGCCUGAUCCCGGCAGGCUCGACGGGGCCGGGGAGAGCCGCCGGCCCGGCCCGCCGGGACCCCCGCGUGGAUCCGAGGAAGAAGAGCAAGAAAAAGCGGAAGGGAAGGCUGAAAUCAAGGAAGCUGAAAAGAGGUCUGCAGGGGAAGAAAGGAACGAUUCAACAGGUCGUCGGCCUGGCCGGUCUCCAAGCCGCGGUGCCUUGGCCAGCCGAGGGGACGGACGACGAGCGAAAAGCCCUCAAAGGACAGAAACACCAAAGGGAACAAAACACCCGUUUGCUUUGUAUGGCUGGGGAGAAAAACAGACUGAUACGGGCAGUCAGAAAACUCACAAUGUCUGUGCAUCUGCUUCAGCAAAUGAAAUUCACGAGUCGGCAUUAAGAGCCAAGAACAGAAGGCAAGUAGAAAAAAGAAAGUUGUCUCAGAGGCGGAUUCACUCGGCAGAAGUAGAAAGAACCUGGAGAACAAAAUCCUCUGGCCCAGACAAUCCCUGGAUGACUGAAUACAUGAGGUGCUACUCAGCUCGAGCCCGGUGAUUCACAGCUUGAUUGGACUAAUUUUUAACUCCGAAAAUGUUUUCCAAUGCUUUCAGGAUACUGGUGCAAAGCCCCAAAGUACUUAUGCAAGGCUUUUACAAAAGGAUUUUCUAGCAGUUUGUUUUGUUAUUUAUAUUUGGGUUGUUUCUGUCUGCAGUAAGCGGAACAGAUGGAUCCAUUCUGAUGGGAGAUGUAUUUGCUAAUGUAGCUUCCU